Aspergillus calidoustus is the source of this 954-nucleotide messenger RNA. The record is from the annotation of a GenBank genome assembly. NCBI's taxonomy places the organism in Eukaryota, Fungi, Ascomycota, Eurotiomycetes, Eurotiales, Aspergillaceae.
AUGGCCUCAUCGCACGGCGACCCCCGGCACCUCCUCCCGACCUCCUACAAGCGACUCAUCUCCGAAUGGCUUGAGGAGGACUGCCCCAGCUUCGACUAUGGCGGCUUCGUCGUCGGCGAGUCGGAGGGUGAGGCGAAACUACUUGGGAAGAGCGAGGGUAUAAUCGCCGGCGUCCCCUUCUUCGACGAGGUAUUCUCGCAACUCGGCUGCUCAGUCGAAUGGCACCACCCCGAAGGCGCUCCCCUUCCCCCUUCCCAAAAAACCCACGUCGCAACCGUCCGCGGCCCAGUUCGCAAAAUCCUCCUCGGCGAGCGCGUCGCCCUAAACAUCCUCGCGCGGUGCUCCGGAAUCGCAUCCAAGACCUCAAAACUAAACUCCAUCCUCCGCUCGCACGGCUGGAAGGGUACGCUCGCGGGGACGCGCAAGACGACGCCGGGGUUCCGCGUCGUCGAGAAAUAUGGGAUCCUCGUUGGGGGUGCGGAUCCGCAUCGUCAUGAUUUGAGUAGUAUGACAAUGCUCAAGGAUAACCAUGUUUGGGCGUGUGCGAAUAAUGCGGCGGGGGCUGCGGGGGAGGGGGAGCGGAAGGCGUUGGAGGAGGGGGAUAUUGCUGCGGCGAUUCCGAAGGCUGUUGCGGCGGCGAAGGCUGUUGGGGGGUUUUCUACCAAAGUUGAGGUUGAGGUUAGGAGUGUCGAGGAGGCGAAUGCGGCGAUUGGGGCUGGCGCGGAUGUGGUUAUGCUGGAUAACUUUACGCCCGAGGGGGUGCGUGAGGCUGCGAGGGAGUUGAAGGAGCGGUGGGUUGGAAAGGCGGCGUUUUUGAUUGAGGUAAGUGGAGGGUUGAAUGAGGAGAAUGCGGCUGGGUAUGCAUGUGAGGAUGUGGAUAUCUUGUCGACGAGCUCGAUCCAUCAGGGCGUCGGGAUUGUAGAUUUCUCAUUGAAGGUUUCCCUACGGGGGUAG